Messenger RNA from Pelobates fuscus (common spadefoot toad), 3088 nucleotides. RefSeq names its product two pore calcium channel protein 1-like. Lineage: Eukaryota; Metazoa; Chordata; Amphibia; Anura; Pelobatidae. The coding region runs from base 166 to 2496 and encodes 776 amino acids. Gene Ontology annotation, molecular function: monoatomic ion channel activity. Gene Ontology annotation, biological process: transmembrane transport; monoatomic ion transport. The record is from RefSeq and is a predicted model, not a curated record. Gene Ontology annotation, cellular component: membrane. The transcript is spliced from 19 exons.
CUUGCUGAGCUGUUUCCGCUCGAUCACAUGAUCUCUUCCAAACUCUGGCUCCAGCUGCGGGAGGGGAGCUUCAGAGACACCGAAGAGGAACUGCAGCUUAAUGAUAACUUUUACUGGACUUUCCUGCAGUCUGAUUGAUUUUUAAAUAAAGGUACUUAGGGCUUUAUGGAGAAGAUGUCAGAAGCUAAGAGUAACAGUGAGUCGAACGCUGGGAAUGCCAUCGUUCCUGGAAUGCCCUCCAGUGAAGAAGAACGUCCGGAUGAGGAUCUUCUCCUUGCUGCUGCCUAUGUUUAUGAUGCUCAAUAUAACAGAAACAUUCCGUUUGAAACCUCUCCUCAAGCAGUCAGACUUUAUUACUUUUACAACCACUGGGCUAUGCAGGUAGCCACCUAUUUCUUCAUUCUGGUUGAUCUGUCACUGGCAUUAUUUGAGGACCCAGCUGCUUACCCAUUACCAUUUCUGGUGACCGCACUAGUUGAGGUUAUGUGCCUUGUAGCUUUUUUUAGUCGCUUGGUGCAUUUUAGUAGAGUUACCCCUCGCAAUCUGUUCUGGAAGGAUACAAAAAACAUAUGUGUAAUGGUCACAAUAAUGCUGAAUUUAAUUGAUCUGAUUAUCUGUGGAGCUUUGAGCAUCGCUCAAAUACGCACCAUUCGAUGGACAAGGGUGCUACGACCGAUUUAUUUAGUCAACUUUGCUGAAAGUCGUCAGAUCCGCAGAGCAUUCCGAAGUAUCCGAAAUACAUUACCAGAAAUUCUUUAUGUCUUUCUUCUGUUUAUGUUCAGUGUUCUCGCAUUUUCUCUGAUGGCAAUGAAACUUUUUGGAAGCAGAAAACUCAAAACAGCCGAAGGAGAACCUUACUUUGAAAACUACCUUGAAGGUGUAUUUAAUCUUUAUGUGUUGGUGACAACAGCUAAUAGUCCAGACGUUAUGAUGCCAGCCUAUGACUACAACCGGUGGUAUUCGAUCUUCUUCAUAGCCUACAUUAUACUCAACACCUAUAUCUUCAUGUCUGUCUUCCUGGCGGUUGUGUACAACAAUUACAGGAAACAUCUAAAGAAUGAGAUCCGUAAAUUAGCUUAUAUGAAGCGUCGUAAGAUGGUGGAAGCUUUUAAUGCUUUAAAGGUCAAGGAAGGUACCGAGUUUGUCAUUCCAGAGGGCAGGUGGAAACAUCUGGUGAAGUUGGUGGCUCCGGAUAUCAGUAAUUCUCACAGAGAACUGCUCUUGAGAGUGUCUAAUGAUGCAAAAACAAACUAUGUGGGAAAGGAGGCUUUCUUGCGCCUGGCUGAUCUAUUAAAUAUUAAAGUAAUUACGAUGAAAGCACGCAUGCAUCCCCUGGAGUCCUGGCUGCCUUACCUGUACAAAUCUACUUUGAGUCGUUUCAUCCACAAAGUAGUCAGACACAAAGGGUUUGUUUAUGCCUUUGAUGUCAUUAUUCUAGUCAAUGCUAUCUUUAUUGCUCUGGAUGACAAGAGCCCAUUAAUUGCAAAUGCGGAGUGGGUGUUCCUCACGUUAUAUAUACUGGAAAUACUUCUCAAACUCUAUACGUAUGAUCCAAGAACAUUUUUUGCCAAGAACCAGUUUUGGAAUUGGUUUGAUACUUUUAUUAUUGUUGCAGCACUAAUUGCGACAAGUGUCAAUGCAGGAUUGAAAUCUGCAAGCCAGUACAACAGUCAGCAGGUGCUCGACAUAGUGUUCAUUUUAAGGGUUCUACGACUUAUCAGGAUCAUUGACAGUGUGCAAAGAUUCAGAGUUAUUGUGAAUACGCUGAUUAACAUCCUGCCCACGAUGCUGACAUUUUGUGGACUUAUUUUAGUGAUAUAUUAUGUGUUUGCAGUAGUCGGUAUGGAAAUAUUCAGUGGCAAAAUACGAUUCUUUCCUGUGAAUUCCACAGAUCCUCUUGCCCAUUCUUGUGGGGCUGCUGUCCUAAAGGACUCUGUCUUUGCCAGGAGCAAAUAUUGCAGAAACAACUUCAAUGACAUUGCAUCCAGCUUUAUUGUUCUUGUGGAGCUCACUGUUGUCAACCAAUGGCACGUUCUGGCUACUGGAUUUUCUCUGGUUACUCAUCCCGCAGCAAAGCUGUAUUUCAUCGCUUUUCAUGUCGUCAUCGUUAUCAUGAUUAUUAACAUUUUUGUAGCAUUUAUUUUGGAAGCUUUUUUCGUGGAAUAUUCGUUGGAAAAGAGCGAGGUUGAGACAGCUAUUGAGAAGAAGAUCCAAGAGUUGGGAAUGGCUGUGCAAGAGGAAGAUCUGUCUUCUGGAAACUUGGUUGACAACAUGGAACAUGGUGAAAAUAAUAUUAGCCAUUUUGGAGAUACAAGCCAGAAGGGGUUGAUGUUUAGAAUUGCAUCAAACCGGUACAGAACAGUGGAUGCUUUGUUGCAGCGUAUGUUUGAGUCCGAGAUGCCAUUGGAAGACGAAGUUCCAGAAAUAGAUGAGAUAUUAAACCUAUCGCCAAAUGAUAUCUACAUACACAACCCAAACUUUAAUACAGCAGGCUAGGUUUGGAUGACAGGGCUGUCUGGAAGCCAGAGGAACACAAGUUACUGGAAUUAUAAGACUGGAAUACACACUCUUCAUUUAUUAGUAAUAUUGCAUAUUUUUGUAAUAGAAAUAUUUAUUUUUACGAUCAAUAUCUCCUUUACUAUAAACAAAUUGUGCUAAAAUCAACAGAAGUUUAGACCAAGUGUAAAGACGCAUGGGAUGUGGCAUUGCUCUUGAAAUAUGACAAGCAUUAUAACCCUUACCUCCAACUUCAGUGAUUGCCAGAAAACAACCAUUUGCUGUGCAAAAAUAAAUUAUGGCACCUACAGGGAAUGUAGGACUCAACCUGAAUCCAUCAAGUUUUCAUCAACACAUUGUACUAUUAUUUCCACCAAAACAAGGUGCCUGCAUUUAUAGAAUCCCAUCUCUCUCUAUUGUCUACAAUGACUACUGGAAUCAGUAUGGGACAAAAUGCAGUCGCACACCCAAACCUUCUCGUGUAUGAUUGCCUCACGUGUGCUGCUUAUGAAUAAGAAGACCGUACGUAUGUGAUGUUGCAAUGCAUCGAUGGCUAUGAUCAAGUGCUUUGUGGAAAAUACUUAUACCGUCU